AUGGAAUCCCCUCCCACCAAAACGGAGGAAGGGCGACCUGCUUUGUCGUCUGAUGGUGCCAUCAGUAACAAGGACAAGGACAACAAGAAAGAUCAGAAGAAACGUUUCAAGAAACUGCGCAAAAGAGCCGAGCGGUUCUGCCUGACAAGCGAUGUGAGUGGAAUCGUGCAGUCCCAUGAAUGGGAGGAAGUCAAGCAGCAACACCUCGAAGAAGAAGAAUCAAAGAGUGAUGACUCGCUAGUCUUUGCUCCAUGGAUUGGCAUUCGGCAAUCGAGAAAACAUUUGCAGGAAAAGGACAAGGUCCGUGAUGGAGUCGACCAUCGGCUUGCGUUAAAGUACUUGGUAUCUCGACAAUCUACUACUAAUACUACUACUGGUACAAGUACAAGUAAGAACGGCAACAAUCCCGCCAAGCGAACCAGGGACGAAUCCAACAGCAACGGCAUCAAUGCAACUGUUCCAGCUUGGAUGACGAUGCACAAUCCCGCUUGUGCCGACCACAUUGCUGUUCUAGAAAUUCAUCUACAAAACAACACCGUAGCAUCAUUCGUCAGUGCUGAUGUAGAAGCAAUCAUGAAGAAACUGGCCAUUGGAACUUCACUCACAGAGGCAGCACAACCGAUUCCAACUCGGUGGUUUGAAGGCCCUCGCUUGCAAUCCAUUUCCGAGGUGCUGUUGUAUGAAAAGCCACAGCAGCAAAACUCCAAAAAGAAGAGCAAAAAACAAAAUGGCAACACAACAAUGUCAACAGUGGAGUUGCUAGAGUCGUUACAGAGUUUGACACUCACAGAAGAACAGCUCCAAAACGAGGGGUAUCCAUUGCCAGAAUCAUUAUCCACCAGCGAUGAAACGAGCAAAUCGGAGCAGGUUGCUUCAUCGACACAGGACACCGUCCCGCCAAAAGAAUUUCCAAACCCAACGUCAUUUUCCCUGGAGGAAGCAAACGCGAUUGUCACUCCAUGCCACGUGAACGUUCCCAAUCGCAAGGUUCCCUUUGUAAUGACCAAAAAGUUGGCAUCCACCGAUAGCGGUAGCUGUCCACGAGUUUUCGGGUUGGAUUGUGAAAUGGUCAAGACAAAGAUUGGUACAGAAUUGGCUCGUGUGACCUUGAUUGAAUACACAACAACAACAGCAGUAUCACCACCACCAACCGAUGAAGCAACGAACGAAUUCAAAGACAACUAUCAAGUGUUACUUGACGAACUGGUGUUGCCAUAUUCCCCCAUUUUUGACUACGUCACAGAGUAUUCGGGCAUUUCAGCGAAAAUGAUGCAGAACGUGACAACUCGCCUGGAACAAAUUCAGGCAAGUCUUUUGAGCUACAUUUCUCCUCGAGACAUUUUAGUUGGACAUUCACUGGAAAACGAUCUUGUGGCUACACGGUGGAUCCAUUGCACGGUCAUUGAUACAGCCAUUCUGUUUCGAACCAAAGCUUCGUUCAAACAUUCACUGAAACAUCUCAGUAUCAAUCUACUCAAAAAGAAGAUCCAACAGGACUUUGGCAACGGUCAUUGCAGUGAAGAAGAUGCUGCUGCCACUUUGGAACUAGCAAUUCGGCGUGCUAAAGAAGGACCCAGCUUUGCACUCCAGUCCAAAGAAAAGAUUUGGUGGAUUCCCACCAGAAAGCACAAUGAAAAUGCCACUGUGUGCAUUUGCCCGUCUCAAUGGCUUCAGGAGCAUGUGGUCAAUCAUCCCAAUGCCAUACAUGCGUUGACGUGUGAUGACAUGGACUCGCCCAACCUGAAAGCUGUGAUUUCUUGGCUUACGGGACCCAGGCGUCGUGCGGGCUUGCUUUGGGCCAACUUGAGUGUUUCCAAAGCAUCACAUGUAAAGAUUCUGGAGAAUAUGAUGCUGGACCUCAAAGCAAAGAUGUCCGCGAACACAGUCUUGAUGGUGAAUGUCCAAAGCGGCCACGAACCCACAUUGGAAACGUCAAAGCGGCGGCGUCUUUGCCAAAGCCCCCGAACAGCUUCCGUUUGGUCGGAUGGGGACGAAGAAGCAUUCAAAGCUUCUGUGGAUGGCUGCCGGACAGGGCAGGUGUGGUGGGUGACAAAGCAUCCGCCGAUGGAGCUAGAUUCCAAAACUAACUAG
Molecule: messenger RNA, 2091 nt
Organism: Seminavis robusta
Lineage: Eukaryota; Bacillariophyta; Bacillariophyceae; Naviculales; Naviculaceae
Source: the annotation of a GenBank genome assembly